This is a messenger RNA of Capsella rubella, 876 nucleotides long. RefSeq lists its product as uncharacterized. The transcript has 2 exons. Lineage: Eukaryota; Viridiplantae; Streptophyta; Magnoliopsida; Brassicales; Brassicaceae. The record is from RefSeq and is a predicted model, not a curated record. The coding region runs from base 1 to 876 and encodes 291 amino acids.
AUGACCCGUUUAUUGUUAGAAUUGAUAACACUAGAGAAACAAGCUGGAAAUUCAAGAGGAAAAACUUUGAGUGAGAAAGGAAAAGAAAAUGUUCUUAUUGAUUUUAAAAAUCAUUUUCCAAUAACCUUAACGUGGAACAAAAUUAAGAACAGACUUGAUACUUUAAAGAGGCAAUACGAAAUCUAUCCUUCGAGGCUUCGGUCGCACCCACUGCGGUUUCUACCACUUCUUGAUGUGGUAUUCCGAGAUGAAACUGUUGUGGUCGAAGAGUCAUGGCAACCAAGACGUGGUGUACGCCGUCAUACUCCAGUAGUUGGCUUAAAUGAUAGUGAAUGUACAAACAAUAAUGGAGAAGAGACAGAUGAUCUGAUGCGUAAUCAUGAUGAACGUGGUUCUAUGGAAACUCAAGACCCAAAUUGGAUGUCAGAAAUUCCUAGGGAAAGCUCUGUAAAUCUAGGCGACGUGGAUCUGUCAUUUGCAUCACAAGAAAGAUCUUCCACACACACUCAAGUGAACAAUGUAAGUCGGAACAAUGUAAGUCGGAACAGAAAGCGUAAACAAAAUCCAGUAGACUCGACACUCGACCGUAUUGCUGCAACUAUGGAAGAGCGAAAUGAUAUACUUGAACAGAUGACAAAUGCAAAGUCUCAAAAUCAGUCAACAAAUUCAACUGAAGAACGUAUGGCUCUUGUUGUCAAAUAUGUGAGGGCAGUACCUGAUCUAGUUCCGAUGACAGAGCUUUAUUGGGCAUGUCUUGAUCUUAUUGCAACAAACGAUGUUGUGCGUGGUUUAUUUCUUACUCUCCCAGAUGAUGAAAAGCUACCUUUUCUGAAGCGACAAACCAAGGAGUCUUGUAAUGAUUUUUUUGAUGCUUAG